Molecule: messenger RNA, 243 nt
Organism: Aspergillus tanneri
Lineage: Eukaryota; Fungi; Ascomycota; Eurotiomycetes; Eurotiales; Aspergillaceae
Exons: 2
Coding region: 1-243 (80 amino acids)
Source: RefSeq, a predicted model, not a curated record
AUGACGGCCUUCCAGCCUAAUGUUCUAGCUGUGGUGCUAUUCGCCGGACAGGGUACUGGCGGUGGCGGAAUUAACGUGCUGGUAGACAUCAUCGUAUGCGAUUUGGUGCUGCUGUACGAAAGCUCAUGGUUCACGGGCGUUAUAUUCUCUAUGUUCGUCGUGGCGCUGUCUCUGUGCCCUAUUAUCGGUGGUCUCAUAACGCAAAACGCCUCACCUGGUGCUGGAUCUCCUAACUCAGUCUGA